This is a messenger RNA of Mauremys mutica (yellowpond turtle), 6877 nucleotides long. RefSeq names its product structural maintenance of chromosomes 5 (gene SMC5). The record is from RefSeq and is a predicted model, not a curated record. The coding region runs from base 7 to 3246 and encodes 1079 amino acids. Gene Ontology annotation, cellular component: Smc5-Smc6 complex. Lineage: Eukaryota; Metazoa; Chordata; Testudines; Geoemydidae. The transcript is spliced from 24 exons. Gene Ontology annotation, molecular function: ATP binding; ATP hydrolysis activity. Gene Ontology annotation, biological process: double-strand break repair via homologous recombination.
GCAAAGAUGGCGGCCCCGGGCAAACGGAAACUCGGGGCCGCCACUAGCGACAGCGGCGCCGGGUGGAGUAAGCGAGGCUCGGGGGCUGCCGGGCCAGAGGGAAGCGGCCGGGGGCAGCCGCGGUCGCCCUUCGUGGAGGGCUCUAUAGUCAGGGUCACUAUGGAGAAUUUCCUAACAUAUGAUAAUUGUGAAGUGUCUCCAGGACCCCAUUUGAACAUGAUAGUAGGAGCUAAUGGAACAGGAAAGUCAAGCAUUGUUUGUGCCAUUUGUCUGGGAUUGGCAGGAAAACCUUCUUUCAUAGGGCGUGCGGACAAGGUUGGUCUGUAUGUAAAGCGAGGGUGCUCAAAAGGCUUGGUUGAAAUUGAACUGUUUAAGACUCCUAAAAAUCUCAUUAUCACACGUGAGAUUCAUGUAGCAAACAAUGCAUCAGUGUGGUUUGUCAAUAAAAAGCCUUCAACCCUGAAAAUAGUAGAGGAGCAGAUUGCAGCCUUAAAUAUCCAAGUGGGCAAUCUGUGCCAGUUUCUUCCUCAGGACAAAGUUGGGGAAUUUGCAAAACUGUCCAAGACUGAGCUUCUUGAAGCUACAGAGAAAUCAGUUGGCCCACCAGAAAUGUACCAAUUCCACUGUGAACUAAAAAACUUCAGAGAGAGAGAGAGAGAACUUGAGAAUUCAUUGCAAGAGAAAACUAAUUUCUUGGAGAAAAUGAAGCAAAGAAAUGAACGGUAUAAGCAAGAUGUGGAGAGAUACUAUGAACGCAAGCGUCAUCUAGAUUUAAUAGAGAUGCUCGAGAGAAAAAGACCGUGGGUGGAAUAUGAAAACGUUCGCCAAGAGCAUGAGGAGGUGAAACAAAACCGUGACCAUGCAAAGGAAGAAUUAAAAAAACUACAACAAACAAAGUCUCCAAUGACACAGCAAAUCCAAGAAGUUGAAAAGCAAUGGAGGAAUUUGGAUAUAAAAAUCAAAGAGAAGACUGCUGAAAUCAAAGACACUUCUCAAAGAUGUAAACAAAAACAAGAUGCUAUGGAAAAGAAAGACAAACAAAUUGAAGAAAUUCAGCAAGCUUUGAGAAUAAAAAACGAUGAAGAAAUGGAUCGACAGAAGAGAAUACACAACGCUCGUAAGAUGAUAGAGGACUGGCAGAAUGAGCUCAACAGUACAGGAAACUCUGAGAAUCUUCAACCACAGAUUGAUUCGAUUAACAAUGAGCUGAGAGAGUUGCAAGAAGAAAAGGCAAAUAUUGAUGGUGAAAUGAGUGAUCUGCGAAGAGAGAGAGAGAACCUAGAGAGGGAAAAGAAAAGAGUAACUGAUCGCAUUGUACAAUUUAACAAUAUGAUGAAUCUGAAGGAAGAUAAGCUCAGAGGGAGAUACCGAGACACACACAAUGCUCUUCUGUGGCUAAGGGAGAACAAAGACCGAUUUAAAAGAAGUGUCUGUGAACCCAUGAUGCUUGCAAUAAACAUGAAAGACAAUAGACAUGCUAAAUAUGUUGAAAAUCACAUUUCAGCAAAUGAUAUGAGGGCCUUUGUUUUUGAAAGUCAAGAAGAUAUGGAAAUAUUUCUUCGGGAGGUGCGUGACCAUCAGAAAUUAAAAGUUAAUGCUGUAUGUGCACCCACUGUGUCAUGUGCUGAAAAUAGACCUUCAAGAUCAGUUGAAGAGUUGCACCAAUAUGGUGUUUUCUCUUAUUUGCGAGAGUUAUUUGAUGCUCCUCAUCCUGUGAUGAGUUACCUUUGUUCCCAGUAUCGUGUUCAUGAUGUCCCUGUGGGAACUGAGAAGACCAGAAGCAUGAUUGAAAGGGUCAUACAAGAAACCAAAUUUAAGCAAAUCUACACAGCAGAAGAAAGGUAUUCAGUGAGAGUGUCUGCUUAUACAAACCAAACUAUUUCUAGUAACACAUCCCUGAGACCAGCGCAGUUUCUCACUGUCACAGUAGAUGCAGAUGAAAGAAGGCAGUUGGAAAACCAACUAAAGGAUAUUAAUAGACUUCUCCAGUUACGAGAUUCUCAAUUGCAUACAUUAUAUGAGAGGCAGAAGGGUCUGGAACGCAAAGAUAAUGAGCUGAGACAGCAAAAGAAGGAACGUUUGGAGAGAAAAAACAAAAGGAAACAACUGGAAUCAAAAAUUAGUAUGAAACAUGAUAGUUUGAAACAGAUGGAGCAAGAUGCCAUCAAUCUAGAAGAGGAGUCUCAACAAACAAAUGCUAGGAUCAAAGAAAUUAAUGUCCAAAAAGCAAAACUUGUUACAGAAUUAAUGCAACUCAUAAAGAAUUGCAUAACACUGAACAUCCUCAAAGUGGAUUUGGUUCUUCAGAGCACUACAGUGAAUUCCAAGAAGAAUAGACUAGAAUCUGAUUAUAAAGCAGCAACUGUACAACUAAGAGCUUUAGAGCAACAAGUUUCUGACUUGGGUGAAAAAAAACGUGUUCUUUUGGAGAAGUGCAAGGGACUGAUGAGGAAAGCUAGACAUGCGUGUAAUCUCAGCCCUGAUCAAGAAAUUCCAAAAGACUUUCAGACUGCAUUCCAGGACCUUCCAAGCACAUUGGAUGAAAUUGAUGCUUUACUGAAUGAAGAGAAAUCAAGAGCCUCCUGCUUCACAGGCCUAAAUGCUUCAGUUGUUGAAGAAUAUAAUAGAAGGGCACAAGAAAUACAGCAAGUAACGGAAGAACUAGAGGAAAAGAAAAACGAAUUGGAGAGCUAUCGGCAAAACAUUUCACAGGUUAAAGAAAGGUGGCUAACACCUUUGAAACAGCUGGUUGAACAAAUUAAUGAAAAGUUCAGUAGUUUUUUUAGUUCUAUGCAGUGUGCUGGUGAAGUUGAUCUUCAUACAGAAAAUGAGGAGGAGUAUGACAAAUAUGGGAUUCGAAUUAGAGUUAAAUUCCGUAGUAAUACCCAACUGCAUGAACUGACUCCUCACCAUCAGAGUGGAGGUGAGAGAAGUGUUUCGACUAUGCUGUACUUGAUGGCUCUGCAGGAACUCAACAGAUGUCCUUUCAGGGUUGUAGAUGAAAUAAAUCAGGGAAUGGACCCAGUCAAUGAGAGGAGAGUUUUUGAAAUGGUUGUGAAGACUGCUUGUAAAGAGAGCACUUCUCAGUAUUUCUUUAUUACACCAAAGCUCCUGCAGAAUCUCACCUAUGCUGAAAAAAUGACAGUGUUGUUUGUCUACAAUGGACCUUUUAUGCUAGAACCAACCAAAUGGAACUUAAAGGCAUUCCGUAGGCGACGUCGACAAGUUGAGCAAAUGGAUCAGUAGUGAAUUCCAUAGAGUCUUUUGGAGCUACUGGUCUGUGAGACUGUAUUUAUGAAAACAGAGUGGUUGAAUCUGAGAGGGAAACCUGCAGAGAACUGACAAUGAAGAGCUGGGCUUCUUUUUUUAGAAACUUACCUUCAAAUAUAUGUAAUAUUUUCUUAGAUCUGUUCUAGACAUCUAUUCCUUCAAAGAAAAUCUCAUUUUUAACUCGCACUGGCUGUCUUAAUGGGAGGGCCCCUAGAAACCUGGAUCUUUUGCACUUUGCUAUAUCCAACAUACCACAUCAGGAAAUUUUAGCUGUCAGUUUAUUUCUUCCAAAUGAGUUACGUUUGGUCAAAUCCACUUUUGUUGAAGUUUUCUAAAGUUGUGAUGUAUAUUAGGUUAAUACAUUGCACAAUUAACUUGAAGAUAAAGUUACAGUGGAUAGCUUUGAAGUGGUUCUAUUGAAAUGGUAACUACAUGAGUGAGGCAGAAGGGUAUGUGAUGUCACCAGACUCUCAAUUAGUGUGGUGUAGUCUUGUAUCACAGUUUUUUCUUGUGGUGGUUAUUAAAUAUAAAAUAGCAUACACUAUGUAACUAGACGUUAUAGUAUUAUGUAUAUUAACAUUUCCCCUUAAACUCUAUUUCAGCAGGGUGGAGUGGAUUCCUAAUCCCAAAACCUUUACUCACACACCACACCCACACCACAACCUCUUCCCUUCCUCCCCCCUCCAUAUGGACAAAUACAAAUUUUAGCUUUUUAAACAAAAAUUGUACUUGGGCCAGUAGCCUUGUUUGUAUUUCUCUUCAAAAACAGUUGUGUUCUCUCUUCUGGAGAGCUACAAAAAGGAUAGCUUCUGGAAGUAACAUCAAGCUAAAUGUCAUUUGCUUUUGGUGGUGGGUAUGGAAAUUAUUCCUGUAGGUUUUUACACUUGAACUCAUCUAUUCUUAACAGCUCUAGUUUCUUUGGCAUGGUUUUGUACUCCCAGUGAAGGAUAGAUCUCUGAUGACAUAGCUGUUAAAUUUGCUGGCUUCUUGGUGGGGUUUUGGCCAUAUCUGUUUAAGUAUAAAUGUUUAAUAGUUACAGCUGUCAACAGUAAUUGUGAACUCCUGAAAUCGAAUAUGUCAGCUGGUUGAAAUUCUUCUCUGCCUAACUAAUCUGUGAUACAAAAUUGUAAAAGGUACAGAUUUGUAUAAAAUUGGAAGACUGCUGUCAGUUACCUUUUCCAACUAAUCUUUAGGAAAAUGAGCCAUUCCCAUAUGCUCUCUGAAAAUCUACAGCAAUAUGUAACAUCUUUAUUUUCACCACUGAAGGAGCCAUUUGAAGGAUGGUAUUAGUUUGACGGGCAUCUACUUAAUUUGCAAUGUGACAAAAGUCACAUUUUAGAAAUUAAAGCCUUAUUUAACAGGCCACUGUCAGGUCAAAUUUAGCCCUGGAUGUAGGUUUUGCAUAAAACUUUUAUAAAGCUAAAUGCCAAAGAAAAGGUUUUUUUCAGUAGCGUACUGUUUAAAACAGACAUCCUUUCCACUUAAGUGUUUGCAGUGUUGUCCUAAGCAAAUGAGAACCUGAAAAUGAAGCUCACAUAACUAUUUUAAUUCUCCCAAAUGAGAGCAAUGUAAAAAAAUUAAUAGCAUAAACAGCAAAACAUAAACUAGAUUCUGAAAAAUUCAGUUCUAAAAUGUCCAUAAUUUUUAAACAUAACACCUUUUGACUGGAGAGUCCCUUUUAAUAAGAAGGGUGGGACUGAGGGAGUUGGUAAAGGAAUAGAGAACUGUACACCUCUAGAUAACUGGCUUGAAUCCUGGUCAUUGUGGAUCAAAAGUAAUCAACAGACAUCAGCCCUAAUGUGAAAUGAAUUCUUGGAAUUAGUCAAUUCCUUGAGGACCAGUGUCCAUAUAAUAGAAAUCAUAUUUGGCAGAGGGACUGAAUGAGUAUGGAGACUCAUUAUGUGCAGUAUACUCCUGCAGUGGUAUAUGCAGGAAGCCUCCCAUUGACUUCAGUGGGGCUCUGUAUGGGCAUACGGUUCUGUCCGUGCACCUCAUCAGAAGAUCAGGCUUUUAAGCUUAACCUUUGGUCGUUACAAAUGGUCUGUCUCCCCAGGACUGAGUUGACUUUCCCCAAAUAUUGAAAUUACUUGGUUAAAAACAAAUGUGCAAUCUUGCUUACCCUUUGAAGAUCAUUGUAAGAGGGAUGCCAUUUCUACUCAGUGCCUGUGUGGAUUAAGCUGCACAUUGAGACGUUAUACAUACAUUAGGGUGACAGAAGCUGAAGGGCUUGAGGUUUAUUCUUUUAGGACUAUGGCAACAAUUGAUAGUCUGUAUUUGUGAUGUCUUAAUCUUAGAAAUCUGCAGGGCUUCUACUUGGAGUCCUGUUCUCACACUUACACAGCAUAUCCCUCAACUUGGCAUCUAGCUCUGUUUCUCAUUUUUGGAGAGCAGUUCUGCAAAACUUGUUCCAGAAGUUCACUGCCCAUCUUCCUGGGUAUUAGAAAGCAGCAUAAGUAAAGAAUAUGCAGAUGCUACCUACAAGAAGAAAGAUUAGUAAUAAUUGUGUCUUUUAGAUAGUGUUGUCUCUGUCUAUUCAGGCUAACCACCCAGCUUUCCCUCUUCUGAGUUCUAGCCUUGUGGGACUUGGUACCUGGUUAAGUGGAAGGAACUGAGGACUUUUGAGUGCUUUUGUAGCAUCUACUGGGAAUGUGCUUGUAUAGCCCAAAUCAAUAUUGAUUUCCAGAACAUUUCUAAAGCUCAAUGGUAGAGGGCAGGAGUAAAUGGGUGCAUACCACAAGUGAACAUUUGCAGAGUAACUCCUGAACAACUAAUUCCUGGUAUUUAUUCUUUCUAUUAUGGUUAGGAAUAUAGUCUGUCUAAAGCUGCAUUCUCUCUGGAAGGUUGGGUGUUUUUGGUCUCGCAGCCACACUUCACCAUUGAAACUAUCACUCAAAAUCUGAAAGAAAAAAAAAAGGCAAAACCCACCAUUGCCCUCCCACUACCUUUGCUUUAUAAUUUAUUUCAUUUAUACAAGUUUUAGCUGCAGAGGCAGUUACACUUCUAACCAUCUUCUUCCCUAUCCACCAGCAACCUUUUCGCCUCUCCCCUCCUGCUGACCAGCAACUUUAGGGACUGAAGUGCUGUGAAAACCUUUGCAAUUCAUUGUAAAUGUAGUUGUGUUUUUGGGGGUGGAGGGAUCAGAGAGGACAAAGAGAAUAUUAGAUAAAUAUAUUUGCAGGUAAUAUGUAGGCUUUGAUACUGCUUAAUAAAGUACCCCUCACAAACCCAGAAAUGGAAGGGAGUUCAAAUAGCCCUUCAUUUUUAACAGAAGAUGGAACUUACUUUCAAAAAAGAGUGCUGUUUAUUUUUUUCCAUUCAUUUCAAAUAGAAGUGGUGCUUGAGAUCCCCUUCCACCUUCGGGUUUUGGGAAGGUCAUUCCAUGUUUCGUCACUAGGGGACUGGAAACAGUAUUCCAUAGAGCUUUGUUACUUUGUUAUCUUACAGGGCAAGGAAGCAACGUUGGAGAAACAGAAAAAGAAUAAAAGCUUUCACAUAGAUUGUAUUCAAAAUUGGGUGAUUAUCCAGGAAACUCCUGGCAUAGGCUACUGGGCAUGGACAGCACUAAUGAAAUAAAAUACUCUAAAUUCUCCCAACUCACUCUUAAUUU